Culicoides brevitarsis is the source of this 2400-nucleotide messenger RNA. RefSeq names its product relaxin receptor 2-like. Gene Ontology annotation, biological process: adenylate cyclase-activating G protein-coupled receptor signaling pathway; activation of adenylate cyclase activity; hormone-mediated signaling pathway. The record is from RefSeq and is a predicted model, not a curated record. Bases 1 to 2400 code for a protein of 799 amino acids. NCBI's taxonomy places the organism in Eukaryota, Metazoa, Arthropoda, Insecta, Diptera, Ceratopogonidae. Gene Ontology annotation, molecular function: protein binding; G protein-coupled peptide receptor activity. Gene Ontology annotation, cellular component: plasma membrane. The transcript is spliced from 22 exons.
AUGCCUUUCGGAAUCGCAAGUAUGCACACAAACGAUUGUGGCAGGAAGGCAUUAUUGCAUCUAGGAAACAAUAAAAUCGAUGUAGUUGGCGGCAAAUCAGCUGCCAGCAAUUUUGUGUAUAAUGUUGCAAAUUUAUUCUAUUCACCGGAAACACAAUCGCGCCAAAGCAUCGUUGACGAGUGUGCCACAUGCGGUAUCGGAUGCUUUUCGUGCAACGUCACCGAUGCUGCUGGAAAUGUCGACGACAGCAGUUCGCCGCAAUGCAUUCCGCAAAGGAAAAAUUGCGAUAAUAUCGUUGAUUGCGAAAACGGCUCGGACGAACAAAAUUGCGACGAUCACGUCGGGAACGAGUACUGGAAUCAUCUGUUUCGCAAAAAUCCCGGUGCUGAAAUCGACACGAAGGAAUGUUCGUUGCGAGGGUUUUCAGUGGAAAAUAAGACAUGCACGUGCCUCGCCGACAAUAUCAUCUGUACCCAUAAAGGAUUCACGCAAAUUCCACAUUUUCAACCGAUGAGCAGUAGCAUUGAUUUACUUGAUUUAAGUGGCAACUUUUACCCAGUUUUGACAAAACAAUUUUUUGAAACGUUGCCAAGUGUGAGAGAACUAGUGCUGAAACACUGUGAAAUAGAAACCAUCGAGCCAUUUGCCUUUGAUAGAUUGAGAUUUGUUCCUCUUCAUGUGCUUCACUUGAGCCAGAAUAAAAUACAAACUUUGCCAAAUCGUAUGUUUCCACACGAAACGAACCUGCAAAACUUAAUCCUCUCGGGUAACGAAAUAUCCGAAAUGCAGGAUUUGUGUUUCGUCAACUUGGAGCAUUUAAUUGAAUUAGACUUACGAAAUAAUAGCAUCACGACGUUCAACAAACAAGUUUUCGAGUCAUUGAAGCACCUCAAAAUACUAUAUUUGAACGAAAAUUACAUCACUGCUGUACCGGACAACUUGUUGCCCCGACUUGACAACCUCAUUAGCUUGUCACUGGACAAAAAUCAAAUUACUAAAAUUGGCCAGAAUGCAUUCAACUUUCCACGGUUGCAACAUUUAUUCUUAUCGGAAAAUCGAAUUCGAGUUGUGGAAGAGGGGACAUUUGCUCGAUUACCAAACUUAUUGGGAUUGAGUUUGAACGACAAUAACAUCAACGUCUUUCGAAGAAACGCAUUUCGAGGACUACAUAACUUGACAACGUUACAUUUGCAGAAUAAUGAAUUCAAGUCGUUAAGUUCCAAAACCUUGCAGAAUUUGACAAGUUUGCAACAUAUAUAUUUCAGUCAUUUUUCAUUAUGUCGCGCAGCAAUGCAUGUUCGGGUGUGUUUGCCUCGCGGUGAUGGUAUUUCCAGCACGAGACAUUUGUUGGAUAAUAUCGUGCUGCGUACGAGUGUUUGGAUUAUGGCUUCCAUCGGUAUUUUUGGCAACUUGCUCGUACUUUCGGGUCAAUUUUUCGGAGGUACUCGCACGCAUGCCGAGCAUUUGACGUAUUUGAGACAUUUGGCAGCGAGUGAUUUAAUUAUGGGAAUUUAUUUGGCAACAAUUGCAACGGCAGAUAUAACUUUUAGAAAUGUGUAUCUGGAACACGACGAGGCAUGGCGUCACAGUAUGGCGUGCGGUAUCUGUGGCUUUCUCAGCACAUUAAGUUGUCAAUCGUCAACGCUGCUUCUGACACUUGUCACAUGGGAUCGUCUCAUUUCCGUGAUACGUCCUCUGAAGCCCAGACCGCCGAGCAAAACGAGAGCUGUUGCUCGUCUCACAAUACUCUGGACAAUCAGCUCAACAACGGCGAUUCUCCCACUCACUGGCAUCCCGUAUUUCGGCGAUUAUUUCUACGGCAAUAACGGUGUUUGCCUUUCGCUUCACAUUCAUGAUCCGUACGCAAGGGGUUGGGAGUACUCUGCGGCAAUAUUUAUUUUAGUAAAUACCUUGUCAUUAUUAUUCAUUGUGAUAUCCUAUCUUCGCAUGCUGAAAGCCAUCAAAACGACCGGCGAAGCGAUGCGUAGCACGUUAAGUGGCAGAGAGAACAUUGUUGCGAGGCGAUUUGCAGUCAUCGUAGCUACAGAUUGCAUUUGUUGGCUUCCUGUCAUUGUCGUUAAACUUGCAGCGCUUGGCGGUGUUCAAAUAUCGCCAUACAUUUACGCGUGGCUCGCUGUUCUCGUGUUGCCGAUCAACAGUUCCCUCAAUCCGAUCAUUUACACGCUGACAACAGCGCAAUUUAAACAACAAAUCCGACGAUUUUGCUAUCGUCGCGGCUACGGCGUCACAAUUGAAUCGCAAUCAAAUAAUGGAUUUGAAUCAACGCUCGGCACCAGUCUGAAGCAUAUGCCAUCAAAUGGCAGUCAGCGACGCUUGUUGCAAAGGCAGAAAUCGGGAUUGUAUCCCUCCCGCAAACAUUUAAUACUCACCUUGGUAUAA